UUUCUUCCUUUUACUCUUUUUUUUUUCACUACUGUAAGUCUUCUUCUUCUUCUUCGGCUAGAAACCCUAAUUUUUGGGGAUUGUGCAGUCAGUCGCAGUCUCAGAUUCGGACCUGGAGCCAUCGUCAUCGAUGAAUUCGAUAAGGCCGCCUUCUCGACGAGCAAGAUAAGCAUUUUUGUCUUCUGCUAAUCUGACUAUCCAGGAAAGAUCGCAGAGAAUAAUGGGGAUUGAGAUCAGAUAUGAACUUGGCACUAGUUUUUGGCACAAAUGUAGUUCGUAAAGCUUAUCGCUUUCUCUUCAGCUCCAGAAAAUUCUGCAAUGGUAACUUGGGUAGUGAUGAAACUCAUAUUGGUUUCACUGAUUUAGAUUUGGAUUGUGGAUUUGUUGAGGAAGCCAGUACUAGUAUCAGUGAGCUCCAAAGCAUCAUCCAUCGAGAAGAGAUCUCUGUUCGGUGUAGGUUUUUGGAUAGUGCCAAGCUUGGUGCGUCUCGUGUUCUCGAGACAUUAAAGCAAGAUGAAUCUGCUGGAUUCGAUACAAAGUCAGCUUUAGAUGAGCUUAAUGUUAGAGUCUCAGGGCUUUUAGUGAGGGAGGUUCUUGUAGGGUUCUUAAGGAACUUGAGUUAUGAUAAUAAUAAGACCAGAUGUGCCAAACUAGCUUAUAGAUUCUUCGUGUGGUCUGGUGAGCAAGGUUGUUUCAGGCACACAGUGAAUUCUUAUCAUUUGCUUAUGAAGAUAUUUGCAGAGUGUGGUGAGUAUAAGGCAAUGUGGAGAUUAGUUGAUGAGAUGGUUCAAGACGGGCUCCCGACAACAGCUAGGACGUUUAAUCUGUUGAUUUGUAGUUGCGGUGAAGCAGGUUUGGCGAAACAAGCUGUUGUGCAGUUCAUAAAGUGCAAGACUUUCAAUUACCGACCUUUCAAACACUCUUAUAACGCGAUUUUGAAUUCUUUGCUAGGUGUAAAACAGUAUAAAUUGAUUGAGUGGGUUUACGAGCAGAUGUUAGAAGACGGGUUCUCGCCUGAUGUUCUAACUUACAACAUUCUCUUGUGGACCAACUAUAGGUUAGGGAAAAUGGAUCGGUUCGACAAGCUGUUUGAUGAGAUGGCUCGAGAUGGUUUGUCUCUGGAUUGCUACACGUACAACAUUUUGCUGCACAUUUUGGGGAGAGGAAAUAAACCGCUGGCUGCUCUGACUACGUUGAACCAUAUGAAGGAAGUAGGAAUCGACCCGAGCGUCCUCCAUUUCACCACUUUGAUAGACGGUCUGAGCCGUGCAGGGAAUAUGGAAGCGUGCAAGUACUUUCUAGAUGAGAUGGUGAAAGCCGGGUGCGCACCGGAUGUUGUUUGUUACACCGUGAUGAUAACAGGGUAUGUCGUAUGCGGGGAGCUAGAGAAGGCAAAGGAUAUGUUUAGAGAGAUGACGGUAAAAGGGCAAUUACCGAAUGUAUUCACGUACAACUCGAUGAUUAGGGGGUUGUGUAUGGCGGGAGAGUUCAGAGAAGCGUGUUGGUUGCUCAAAGAAAUGGAAUCUAGAGGGUGUAACCCGAAUUUCGUAGUGUAUAGUACAUUGGUGAGCUAUUUAAGAAAAGCAGGGAAGCUUACAGAGGCUCGCAAGGUAAUAAGAGAGAUGGUGAAGAAAGGACAUUAUGUUCAUUUAGUUCCAAAGAUGAUGAAAUAUAGGAGAUGAUAGGGUUUUUUUUUUCUUUUCUUUUGUUUCCUUUUUGUUGUUGUUAAUUUAGGUUUUGUUUGAUUGAUCUCUUCUUUACCAAUUCUUGUAACCUAAAUUCAUGUUGUUUUCCAAGAAUUAUAGAAGGAAAAAAAAGAGGAAAAAUAAAAGAACAUCGCCGCCAUCAAAAGUUUUGGUAUCUUA
This is a messenger RNA of Camelina sativa (false flax), 1865 nucleotides long. Its product is annotated as pentatricopeptide repeat-containing protein At3g60050. Lineage: Eukaryota; Viridiplantae; Streptophyta; Magnoliopsida; Brassicales; Brassicaceae. Gene Ontology annotation, molecular function: mRNA binding; protein binding. The record is from RefSeq and is a predicted model, not a curated record.